Molecule: messenger RNA, 4341 nt
Organism: Aspergillus tanneri
Lineage: Eukaryota; Fungi; Ascomycota; Eurotiomycetes; Eurotiales; Aspergillaceae
Product: Sec7 domain protein
Exons: 2
Coding region: 1-4341 (1446 amino acids)
Biological process (GO): regulation of ARF protein signal transduction
Molecular function (GO): guanyl-nucleotide exchange factor activity
Source: RefSeq, a predicted model, not a curated record
AUGUCCCAACAGAAUCCCAAUAAACCUCCAAACCAUUCUCCCCCGAGGACACCCCCCUCCGCGGCCUCCAAAUAUAACCCAGCCAAGAGAGGGUGCCAGCCACGUCCCUCGGUACGCGAGACCUUCUUGGACGAUGUCACCCCGGCAGACAACACCACUAGCAGCAAUGAUUCGGGGGACGAGCGGGAUCCACAUGACUUGUCUUUGUCGCCGAAGCAUGCGGCCCGUACUUCCAUCGUUGACAACAUGCUCCUUUCUCUAGAUCAAUUUGCUUCAGGUACCUCCGUUCUGGAUGAUUACCGCCUCUUCAACUCCGUAUUCGAGUCCGACACGUACGGCCGCAGUUCGCAGGACUCCGUGGCACAACCUCGUUACCGAGGCCACACGUUCUCCUCGUCUUUGUCGUCCGAGGCUGAGUAUGCCUACAAUGAAUCGGUUGGUCGCGGUGCGACACAGUCGGGAAGAGGCCGCGGGAGCACCAGCAGCUCCAAUUGUCAUUCCAGCCUUCGGAGGUUUGAGAGUGCUCGUGGUCGAGACGGCACCGGGUCCCGCGGUCAAGUAUAUGAUCAUCGAGUCAAUUCGGGUGGUGCCCCAUCUGCGGGGAGGACAACAGGGCGACAAAGCAGCAAAGAAAGCUCUUCUCCCAUGGAUUCUGGCCCUGCUCUUGUACGGCAUCCUGCUGAGUCGACUACGGAGACACGCUCUGCAAGCUUCGACUACGGUUUCAGGUCCCCGUUUGUGCCCUUUGCAGAGGCGCACGAUGGGCAUGACGGGAUGGAUGCAGCUCCUACACCAAGCGUUCCCGCUGGCCCGCGCAAAUACCAGUCUCCCUCCCAGGGCGAACAUACAGGAACACUUAACUAUCAGUCAUCACGAACACCGGUAGCAUCUCGAAGAAAUAGUGUGCAAUCGGCGCGCACCAACCAGUCCAGAAGUGUUCGGCCGGAACACAUCGGCACAGCCACCGCCAGGGGACGAGAAAACGAGUUGGCAAAUUUCGGUGAAUCGGGUCUUGACGCUCCUCCGACUAUACCGGCUUCACACGAUCCCCCGGCUCCCAGCCCUACCAUAUCGUUCAACAAGCCUAUGUCUCCUCUUCCAGAUCCAGCCCCAACUAAGGAGCGACCAGGGUUCUUCCGGCGUGUGUUUGGAUCGUCGAAAGUUUCUACCCCUGGACCGCCAGAUAGCAGCCAGUUGGCCUUCCAGCUGCCCCAAGAAAAUGACUCAAAGGAGCCGAAUGCACUAGGCACUAACUCUAAGAUGCGGAGACAACCUCUGAAAAACACUGCGACGGCCGCCAUCACGGGCCGAGAAGGAAUGUCUCAAGUGGUAAACAAGAAAUCAUCUUUCUUCCGCCGGCGGAAGAAAUCUAUUGUUGAAACCACUCCGCCACCCGUUUUGCCAACCCAGGAGCUGAACACAAAAACAGCGGAGUGUAGUGUGCCGGUGUCCAGCCCUGUGAGCAGUUUGAGAAAGAUCAUGGACUCUUAUAUUGCAGACGCUGGUGGUCAGACGUCAGGCAACACCAUUGAGUCCCCCAAAACUAUCGACGGAGCGGAGGACUCAUUGGCCAAAAAACCAGGAAAUCUACUGUCUCCGAAAUGGGAUAAUUCGAAACCCAGAUACAGCCUCUACCCUGCUACUUCGUCCAACUCCACACCUAAUGCUGCGACUCUGGGGCCCAGCAGCGGCAAUGAGACUGUGGCUUCCCAUUCUGGCUGCUCAGACAAUGGCCACUUUGCCGAUCGCAUGCAAGAGCAGCUACCGGCCAGAGAAAAUGUCGAGCCGCACAACAGUGGACAGGAGCGUAGUGAGGCGGAUCGGAUCCGCGAUUCUUUGCAGAACACUUUGUGUCCUCCGGAAAAUACCGCCCCCUCCUCACUCUCGCCCGUAGUGGAGAACUUCUCUCAAAAGAGUGUGUCGCCCACCGAAGCCCUCGAUGACACGCAUUCGUUGGAUACCAAUGAACUGGCGGAGGUCAAGGACCAGUCUGGACCGACUCAACACGACGAUAAGCCGGAAGAGGCCAGCGAGCUGUCGAGCUCUGUAGUUCGUAAACAAGAGUCUCCUGCAGCCUCGACAUCCGAGAUCUCCAAUUACUGCACAGCUUCCAAUACCCCCGUAGUCCCCACAGCAGAUCAGAAGACCACUGAUAUAGCGGAGGAUCAAACGGAUCUUACUGAUGACGUGGUCGGUAUGCCAGCCGCAUCAGACAAAGAGCAAGCGCAAAAGCUCUACGACAGUCAGGAUCAAAUGGUAGGCUGUGAGUCAGUUGGCGCUUGGCUUGGUGGCCCGGAGCGUUCUGCUAUCCGAAAUGCAUACAUGGAGCUUUUCGACUGGUCGAGCAUGAAUAUCUUGGCGGCGCUCCGAAGCCUAUGCAACCGCCUAGUAUUGAAAGGUGAGACGCAACAAGUUGACCGGGUCUUGGAUGCUUUUUCCGCACGAUGGUGCCAAUGCAAUCCGAACCACGGCUUCAAGGCUACAGAUGUUGUUCACACUAUCUGCUAUUCCCUCCUUCUCUUGAACACCGACCUGCAUCUGGCAGACAUAGAGCAGAAGAUGACAAAAAAUCAAUUCGUGCGGAACACGAUGCCGACGAUCCACCGAGUAGCCGUAGAUGCCGCUCCAGAUGAGUUUGAAGCUCUGGCUCCGGGGAACAAAUCCAAGACCCCAGUCGCGGAUUCAUCUCGGCCUCAGCAUGACGAAGGCGAGAAAUCUACCAACCCUCCUGCCAAACUUAUGAACCGGCUUUCUCGCACCGAUCUUUCGGUAAAAUUAGCAGGAGACCCUGACAGUGAUACGGGCCCAUUGGUCAAUCUGCCUUUCUAUGGGUCUAUGAGGGCUUGGGAACAGCAGGUUGAGACUGUCCUCCGGGAUUUUUACUCCUCUAUACAGAAGCAGAGGCUUCCACUACACGGUGCCCAGGUUGAAAAGGAAGGGCCUCGGAGCUCGUCCACUAAUUUGCUAAGCCCGAAUCCAGGUGGCCUACGCAGAAGCCCUAGUACCGUUAGCAAGAGCGGCUCCGAUAUCUAUCCGCGCGGCCGCUCGGCCGACUCUCGGUAUGGCACGGCACGCUGGUCCUCCAAACCCCGUUCGCGGGUGAGGUUAUACCCCCCUUCGACCAUGGGCUCCAGUCGGACCAGCUUGGAAGACCAGUCGUCCCUGUGGAGUCCCUCCGCUUCCAGCACCUGGAGUAAGUAUUCCUUAGGAAAACUGACAUCUGCGUCGGUCGACUCGUUCGGGUCCGAGUAUAUGCGCGGGGAUUACCAGCAAUCCAUUGGUUUCGCCAAUGCGUUAAGUCAGGCUAUUAUACGGGAGGAUUAUGCCCAUUCAAUUACGAGCGUGGAGGACCCUGGACGGACCAUGGCUCUCCUGGAAGACGAGACGUUACAGCUGGCCGGCGCGCCUUGGGCCAAAGAGGGAAGUCUGAAGCAUAAACAUCACUUGGAUUCGGUGGACAAAAGGGCCAAGGACCGUAAUUGGAAUGAGUGUUUUGCCGUCAUCCAGCAAGGCUGGAUGCGUCUUUUCUCUUUCAACUCAUCCGCGAAAUCCGUCAAGCAAAAGGCCAAACAGCGCCAACCUGGCGGCGUCGUGGUGGGGGGGGGGAAUUGGACGGAGAAUGCCGAGGAAAUCUGGAAGUUUUUGCUGCGGCAGACCAUUGCCAGCGCGCUCCCGCCGCCGGGGUACUCCAAGUCCCGUCCCCAUGUCUGGGCUCUGAGCUUGCCCACGGGCGCGGUGCAUCUCUUUCAAGUGGGGACCCCGGAGAUUGUGCGCGAGUUUGUCUCCAGUGCCAAUUAUUGGAGCGCAAGGCUCUCCAAGGAACCCCUCAUCGGAGGCAUCAGUAAUAUCGAGUACGGCUGGAGUGACGCCUUGAUCAACAGUGCUCUGAUUACACCCGAGAGCGCCAGAACGCCGCCGUCCUCAUCAGGGGCACGCCCCAGUAUCCAGAGCUCCAUUCGUAGCUCCAUUGAUCAGCAAGGGGGCAUUCGACCCAAACUUCCGGCCGACCGCGUGCACAUCAGCGACUGGGCUCCCCCGCAGCAGAGCAUGACGGCCUCCACGCUGGCCGAAGCUGACCAGCUGUCGGCCUUGCGGUCGUAUGUUAAGAGCGUGGAGGAGGAACUUCAGCGACACAACGAGCUCCGACCCGCCAUGGUUUUGGCGUUCUCACCUCGGCAUCCUAAUGCGUCCAAGGCGAUGGCCAACUGGGAGCGCAAGUCAUCAUAUCUGCUGCGGGAGAUUGUGAAAUUUCGCACGUAUAUCGACUCUCUCCAAGGCGGAAUUGACCUUAAGAACAAGAUCUAUGCGUCCCGGGAGGGUGAGGAGAGUACUCCCUCGUAA